AUGGAUCCUUCAGUUGCAAGGCAAAAAUACGUUUAUCCGGAGGGAGAUGUUUAUGACGGCUUUUGGAACAACGAGGGCAAAAAGCACGGGAAAGGUAUUCUGAGCCUAACCGAUGGAUCCAAAUAUGAAGGUAAAUUUUCCGACGGUCUUUUUGAUGGCCACGGCGUACUCAUGUUUCCUGACGGAUCAAAAUAUGAAGGAGAAUUCUCUAAAGGUAAAUAUAAUGGAUAUGGAAUAUACACAAGAUGCGAUGGCAUGAGAUUUGAAGGUCGUUUCAGCGAGGGAAAAGUCAGCGGUCCCGGCCUAAUAACUUUUCCUGAUGGAGGAAAUGGUAGGCCACGUAACGAGGGUGUAUUUGAAGGAACAAAGCUUCUAAGACGAGAAAAGGUUCCAGAGGCAAUCGAGAAAGCACACAAGGCAUGCGAAAGAGCGAGAAAAAUGAAGCUUGACGUCCGCUAA
This is a messenger RNA of Rhopilema esculentum, 459 nucleotides long. RefSeq names its product MORN repeat-containing protein 4 homolog. Gene Ontology annotation, biological process: response to axon injury. The record is from RefSeq and is a predicted model, not a curated record. Gene Ontology annotation, cellular component: cell projection. NCBI's taxonomy places the organism in Eukaryota, Metazoa, Cnidaria, Scyphozoa, Rhizostomeae, Rhizostomatidae.